This is a messenger RNA of Sander lucioperca (pikeperch), 2326 nucleotides long. Its product is annotated as myeloid-associated differentiation marker-like. The record is from RefSeq and is a predicted model, not a curated record. The coding region runs from base 532 to 1389 and encodes 285 amino acids. Gene Ontology annotation, cellular component: membrane. The transcript has a single exon. Lineage: Eukaryota; Metazoa; Chordata; Actinopteri; Perciformes; Percidae.
UACACUAAAUCAUCAUGCUAUAGUUUCAGAUUAAAAAAUAAAAGGCACUUGUAUGUGUGUAUAAUCAUUAUCCAUAAAAAUCCCUCCUUCAAACUCUCCCGAACAAUAAAUCAAGUGAUCUCAAGGACAGGAUAAGGGCAGUUUUCCGUAGGAUGUGACCUACAGUACGACCCCUCCCAUUGUGUUUGAGAUUAUCUUCUAAACAAGGCUUGCACUGAGGUUCAGAGUCCGGUGUGUGUGGCGUGAGAUGAAGAUGACAACACCCAACCAGUAUCCAAUCCAUGGAGUGAGACAGGGGCCAUAAACUGUACAGAUAAGCCCUGAAUGCUCUAUUUGAAUAUACACCAUCACACUUUGAGUUUCAGUUUCAAAGAACACACCUGCUCGGGGCUCUUGGCUAUACAUGGAUUUCUUCAACAGGAUCUGGUUUGGAAAACAAGGCCUAGCAGCACUGAGGGAUGCACUGAGUAGAAUCAACUGACUUUGAAAACAACAUUAUUUUGAGGUCAAACACACUCAUCCUAUCCAGCCAUGGUUGGUGUCGACUUGCGGGCACUCACCCAGCCUGUGGGUAUUAUGCGAAUAAUGGCGACCAUCCUCACCUGUAUGUGUUUUAGCCUGGUGGCAACAGUGGGACACGUAACAUCUCCCUACUGGGCGUGGUGCAUGUUUACCUGGUGCUUCUGCUGCUUCUUCACCCUUCUCAUUCUCAUCCUGGAGUUCACAACCGUCAAUGCCAAAUUACCUUUCCCCUGGGAUGAUUUCACCACUGCCUUUGCAAUGCUGGCGAGCCUCAUGUGCCUUGCCGUCUCCAUCAUCUACCCCACCUUUUUCACCUGUAAGACCUGCCAUCGCCAAAUCGGUGCCUCUGUGGUGUCCUGGUUCUGUUUCGGGGUGUACGCAGGUGAGGUGGCUUUAACUCGCCUUCGUCCGAGUGGGCAGAUGAGCGGCUUCCUCUCCACAUUGCCCGGCAUUAUGAAGAUGCUGGAGACGUUCCUCGCCUGUCUCAUCUUCACAUCCCUGGAAGAAAGCCAAUUUAAAUCUACGACUCCAGGACUGCAAUGGUGCGUGGCCGUGUACUCGUUGUGCUUCAUCUUCGCCAUCGUCAUAAUCCUGCUCACUAUUACACAACUGACCUCUUUUUUUCCAUUUUCUUUUGACAAGCUUGUGAUUGUCUACAACAUUUUGGCAGCAGUGAUGUAUUUGACAGCUAUGGUGAUCUGGCCACUGUAUAGUUUCCACAACAAUAAGAGACCCAGUGGCUGUGGCCACCUCUGUCCCUGGGAUAAACUGGUGGUGGUCACCUUCAUGACAAUCUUCAACGUUAUUGUUUACACCCUGGACACUGCCUACUCUAUACGCCUUGUGUUCUGUGUCAGUAACCAGUGAAGCUGCUGCUCAUUAACUUAUUAACUACCAUGAACUGAGAACACAUUGUGCAGGGUUUGAAAUAAGUUGUGUUAGACACAAUGCAAAUGCUGAAUGCAAUGUAUCUUAUUCUAAUGCUGUUCAUUAAGUGUUGACAGAGAUGAGUGAUUACAAUAAUGAAAUGUUGGGGAAAAAAGGAGUACAGUUAGUUAAUGAUUAAAACUAUAGUAACACUGUCAUAAAAAUAAAUAAAAAAGUAAAUAGCCUGGUAGAACUUUGGAUCCUGAUACACAAAGAGUGAUCAAACAGUGCAGUUAAUAAUACUGAGCUUACUUUACUAUAUUACAUAUACAUCAUAUGGUCAAAUUAUGCCGCAUGUGAAUCUUUGUUUUCACUUUCAUGCUUGUCAUCUUGUCAUUUGUAGGUGCAGCAAGUUGCUGAUCAAAGGAAAAGGUUGACAUUUUGGGUAAUAUACUUAUUUUAUUUCUUGCAGAGUGAACCGUGGACAGAUAGAGGAUUGAUACCACUCUCAGACAGAGGAGUGGUAUUGGUCUUCUCCUCUCAACCUCAGCAAGAAAGCAAAUAAGAAAAAUGUCAAACUAUUCCUUUAAUCCUUGUGGCAUGAACAAAUCUGCGUAAGAGUAAUUGCCUAUAGAUAACAACAGAUCAAUGUAAACUGAAUGCAGGACACUGACAAUCAGUCAAUGACAGAUGAGAUGGAAAGAGAAGGAACAAGAGAGAGAAACACAAGGAUGGUAGAAUUGAUGAGAGACAGUGAGACAUUUCUAGACUUUGGAAGGAUGUGUGGGAAAAGUGAAAAAGAAAAUCCUUUAAUCAACUGGCAGCUGCAGCUGCUAAAGGCAGCUGCAGUGUAUGGAGUUGGACUUGUUGCAAGGUGUUAUUUUUCUUUUUUUUCUUAUGUAGCUUCUUUUCUUCUUUAGGGAUGUGGCAGGAAGGG